Messenger RNA from Perognathus longimembris pacificus (Pacific pocket mouse), 1822 nucleotides. It is a transcript of the gene Tprg1l, whose product is annotated as tumor protein p63 regulated 1 like. The coding region runs from base 61 to 870 and encodes 269 amino acids. Lineage: Eukaryota; Metazoa; Chordata; Mammalia; Rodentia; Heteromyidae. The transcript is spliced from 5 exons. Gene Ontology annotation, cellular component: cytoplasm; synaptic vesicle. The record is from RefSeq and is a predicted model, not a curated record.
GGCCGGGCUGUGGGCGGCGGGCGGCGGCCGCGACGGGGUCAGGCGGGGGCCGGGGCGGCGAUGCUGCAGCUGCGGGACUCGGUGGACUCGGCGGGCACCAGCCCGACGGCGCUGCUGGCGGCGGGCGAGGAGGUGGCGGCGGGCGGCGGGCUCCGGCCGGGGACGGGCGCGCCUCUGCGCCAGACGCUGUGGCCGCUCAGCGUCCACGACCCCACGCGCCGCGCCCGCGUCAAGGAGUACUUCGUGUUCCGGCCCGGCACCAUCGAGCAGGCGGUGGAGGAGAUCCGAGCGGUGGUCCGGCCGGUGGAGGACGGCGAGAUCCAGGGGGUGUGGCUGCUGACCGAGGUGGACCACUGGAACAACGAGAAGGAAAGGCUGGUGCUGGUCACGGACCAGUCGCUGCUCAUCUGUAAAUACGACUUCAUCAGCCUUCAGUGCCAGCAGGUGGUCAGAGUGGCGCUUGGGGCGGUGGACACCAUCUCCUAUGGGGAAUUCCAGUUCCCCCCAAAAUCGCUCAACAAGCGAGAAGGCUUUGGGGUUCGCAUCCAGUGGGACAAGCAGAGCCGCCCUUCCUUCAUCAGUAGGUGGAACCCCUGGUCCACCAGCGUGCCCUACGCCACUUUCAUAGAGCACCCGAUGGCAGGGGUGGACGAGAAGACGGCCUCUCUGUGCCAAUUGGAAAGCUUCAAGGCUUUGUUAAUCCAAGCUGUCAAGAAAGCCCAGAAAGAAAGUCCUUUGCCAGGACAAGGCAACAGCGUGCUGGUUUUGGAGCGCCCACUCUUCAUCGAGACCUACGUGGGGCUGAUGUCCUUCAUCAACAAUGAGGCCAAGCUGGGUUAUUCCAUGACCAGAGGGAAAAUAGGCUUCUGAAUGUGGCCCGGUGGGCGCACCGCACCCUCCAGGCGGGCUGGUGGGUGGGGCGCGGGGAGCGUGGCCUCGUGCAGGGGUCUGAGCACAGUUGGAAUAGUGCAGUGAAUUCUAUGUAUUUAGUCAGGUUUCGGAUGCUGGCUGAUGUGAGCUUCCAGAAGCAUAAAGGUGAGCUGCCAGGCCGCCCGUGUCCCAGGUUCUUCCCAGCCCCGCCCUCCCGCACGCUGAGCGAGCGUGGCCCGCAGCCGUCCAUCCGCCCUGCAGUGCCCACACUGCACACUGUGGAAGGCGGGGGUCCUACUGUCUCAGUGCCUGCACUACUGCACAGACGACGUUUACACUCGGCGUCGAGUUUUGUAUCCAAUUCAAUCCACUUUUUAAGCUCAAUGCUAAAGCUGCUGCCAGCAGACUGGUCACACGCAAGACGCAGCCUGGGCCUGCUGUGGCUCUUGUAAAUAUGUUCAGCUUAAAGUCACCCUCUUCCUAGAGUCCAUCCAAAUUGUGUUAGUUAUUGGCAUCUUACCCAGGCAUACAAAGAUUAGUUCUUUACACAAUUGACAACUCGAGGGAGUCGCCAUUGAUCAUUAUUUGCACAGUUUUGACAGCUAGAUGUAUCCUAAGUUUGUGUUCUGUUCGUGUUUAAGGGGACUGGGGAGUUUGCUUCCUAAAGAUGCACUUUCAUAAAAGGGCCACAUUAGACCCCCCUGGAGCAGUGUCCCCCCCCCCCCCCCCGUUCCUGCAGCCCCUGCCUCGUUCCUGGGCGGCGUCUGAGGCUCUGUAAAUGGGCGAGCUUUGGUGAGUCCCCUGCACCCUCAGCUUUCCGUGUUGCUGAAGCCCUUGGUAAAGCUCCGUGGCUGCGGACCACGUCCCCAUUCCCGGAGCCCACUGGCGGGCAAGAGGAAGGCCCCACUGACUCGGGUCUCCGGCUUUGGUCUUGUAGUAAAGAUGUUUAGAA